Molecule: messenger RNA, 1859 nt
Organism: Dermacentor andersoni
Lineage: Eukaryota; Metazoa; Arthropoda; Arachnida; Ixodida; Ixodidae
Gene: sau
Product: Golgi phosphoprotein 3 homolog sauron
Biological process (GO): Golgi vesicle budding; retrograde vesicle-mediated transport, Golgi to endoplasmic reticulum; Golgi organization
Cellular component (GO): Golgi cisterna; trans-Golgi network; cytosol
Molecular function (GO): phosphatidylinositol-4-phosphate binding
Source: RefSeq, a predicted model, not a curated record
CAUUGUCCGCCAUUACUGCUGCUGCUCAGUUUUUUUUGUUGUAUACGUGCUUGGAGUGUGUGCUAUGUGUUUGUGCAGAACGCGUUGGCAAGUGAAACCCUGCUUAUAAGGGAAGGACUGCGUAUGCCCACUUUCUGAGCAGUUCGCACCGAUCAGGUACAAUGCUACGCAAAGAGGGACUUGUUCAAAGAAAGAACGCUUGUUCGAACCCGGACGGUCGGGGCAAAGACGUGGACGAGUCUGUGAACCGACCAGAGAGCGAAGACGAUGUCGAUUCAAAGGAGACUCGCCUAACGCUGAUGGAAGAAGUGCUUCUUUUGGGGCUUAAAGAAAAAGAGGGCUACACAUCCUUCUGGAAUGACUGCAUUUCGUCGGGCCUGCGAGGGUGCAUCCUGGUGGAGCUGGCAUUGCGAGGCCGCAUUGAGCUGGAGCGAUGUGGGGUGCGGCGCCGGUCGCUGCUGCUGCGCAAGGUGCUGCUACGCUCGGACACACCUACAGGCGACGUACUUCUGGAUGAAGCAUUGCGCCACCUUAAGGAGACUCGACCCCCUGAGACGUUGCAGGCCUGGAUUGACUACCUAAGUGGUGAAACGUGGAAUCCUCUGAAGCUGCGAUACCAGCUGCGCAAUGUCCGCGAGCGUCUAGCCAAGAACCUGGUGGAAAAGGGAGUUCUGACCACAGAGAAGCAAAACUUCCUGCUCUUCGACAUGACCACGCACCCACUGGUAGACCAGACGUCCAAGGGCAAGCUGGUGCGCCGAGUGCAGGAGGCAGUGCUGAGCCGUUGGGUCAAUGACCCCCAGCGCAUGGACCGGCGGCUGUUGGCACUGCUGGUGCUGGCGCAUGCCUCUGACGUGCUGGAGAAUGCCUUUGCACCGCUCUCAGACGAUGACUACGAGCUGGCCAUGCGCCGGGUGCGCGAGCUGCUCGAGCUCGACAUGGAGGCCGAGGCAGCCAAGCCCAAUGCCAACGAGGUCAUGUGGGGUGUCUUUGCUGCUUUUGUCAAGUGAUGCAGCCACGACCCAACCACCCCCGCACCCUGAAGGAGGAUAGAGGGGAAGAUAGUGGGCUGGUGGAGUGCCCUUCUUGGGCACACUUCCAGCCCUGCCGAGUGCCUCUGGUCAUAACGCCUCUCUUUGGAGCAAGCCCGGUCCUUGGGGGAGUAGUGGCAGGAGCUGCAAGCUUUCAGUUCUCAUACACAUUGGUGCUGCUGUCAUGAAAUUCAAGGCAAUAAGAGCAAAAAUUCUCCAUACAUUUGCAAAGCUACAGGCACUUAAGUAGUAUUGUGCCGUUGUUACUAUUACUGGGAGUUGAAGCUUCAGGUGCUGUUACAGCACUAACGUGAUCGUUACCUCAACAUUACUUCAUUGAAACAAGUGAGACAAAGGCCAUGUCUAUGCGUCAUAUUCUUUGCCUCUGUUGUUUCUAUGCCCAAUGCCAUAGUGUAUUGCAUAACUGAAAGCUUGCAACAAGGUUGGGUGGCCCCCAGCUGGGCAGUGCUUGCCCACUCCAAGUUCUUGGCCCCAAAGCUUUUUCCCAAGCACUGGACCAGAUGUUUUUUUUUUCCCCAAGGGAGCGCGGGAGGCAACCUUUGUGCUAAUCCAGAGCUCCAGCUGCCUGACACUGCAAAAGACCCCCGGUGUGCUUUGUGCUGCACAUUACAGAAGGUCUGUCCUUGUACAUAGCUGGGCCUUUUAUUUUUUUCACUCCUGUGGGUGCGGCUCUUGCCAUCAGCUUGGCGGCUUCUGCAGUAGCUCAAUGCCAGCUGGGAACCUCUUUCUUCUUUCGCUGUAUUCUUUUGGUAAAAGGUGGCUCUCCUGUCGUUCUGAUUGUAAAUAAACACGCUGCUCUCAACUGAA